This is a messenger RNA of Colossoma macropomum (tambaqui), 1508 nucleotides long. It is a transcript of the gene rlig1, whose product is annotated as chromosome unknown C12orf29 homolog. The transcript has 7 exons. Gene Ontology annotation, biological process: response to reactive oxygen species. The coding region runs from base 164 to 1150 and encodes 328 amino acids. Lineage: Eukaryota; Metazoa; Chordata; Actinopteri; Characiformes; Serrasalmidae. Gene Ontology annotation, molecular function: RNA ligase (ATP) activity. The record is from RefSeq and is a predicted model, not a curated record.
CGUCAGAUUCAGCGUAGCGUGUAAUAUGGGCUGGUGAUAACGUUAUUUAGCCUGCUAACGCUGCGUGUGCUGAGUUAUUCAGUUUGGCUCGUUUUUUUGCGCAGCGCUGGUAAAUAAAAUGUUAUGAACUGAGGUGUUAAAGUUAUUAAGAGCAGGAUCAGCAAUGCGCCGCCUGGGCUCAGUGCAGCGGAAGAUCCCCUGUGUUUUCCUCACGGAGGUGAGAGAGGAACCAUCCAGAAAGCGAGACUGUCAGCAAUUUCAGGUGGUCGCUACAGAAAACGUGAAUCCUGUGGCUCUGGAAUCAGACAUCGACUGUGCCCUCGCCACAGAGAAGCUGGAUGGCACAUGCUGCUAUGUCACAACGUACAAAGGUGAACCGUACCUUUGGGCACGCUUAGAUCGGAAACCAACCAAGCAGGCAGACAAGAGGUUCAAAAAGUAUCAGCACUCUCAGAAGACCUGUAAAGGUUUCACAUGGAAUGUAGAAGAAGAUUUCAGAGCUGUGCCCGACUCCUGGAUUCCUGCACACCGGGUCCAGCAUGAGAACGGUCAUCCAGUGCCUGAUGAACAUGGUCAUAUCCCUGGAUGGGUUCCAGUGGAGAAUACCAACAAGCAGUAUUGUUGGCAUUCCUCUGUGGUGAAUUAUGAAGCUGGAUUAGCUCUAGUUUUGAGGCCUCACCCUGAGGAUGAAGGUCUGCUGGAAAUUGCCAGCGUACCACUGUCGGAGCUGAUGGAGCAGACGCUGGAGCUGAUUGGAACCAAUAUCAAUGGAAACCCGUAUGGGUUGGGCAGCAAGAAGCAUCCAGUCCAUGUUCUGGUGCCCCAUGGGAUCCUGCGAGUCAGAAACACUCCUCCGGUGGAAUACCAGCAGCUUUACUCCUGGUUCCAGGAAUGCCACGAGGGCCGCGUGGAGGGAAUCGUUUGGCACUGUAAUGACGGGACUCUUAUCAAGGUUCAUCGCCAUCAUUUGGGUCUGAAAUGGCCCAACGGUGACACCUUUCUGAACUCCCGGCCUGUGGUUGUUCAUGUGGACAUGAAGGCGUAUGAUCCAGCGGGUUUGGCUGACUCACAUAAGGACUUAUUCUGCAUACUGUCCGGCUUCAACGGAGAGCAUUUCAACUCCCUCCGAGACAUCCAGGUUGAAAACUGAUAAUUUAAGGUGGACCAGGGAAAUACAAAACAUUCCUGUAUACUGUUCACCUUGUGCUUAAAAUAUGGUCAAUGAUGUUAAUCUUUGCCAGCUCUUAAAUGUUACCAUGAGAUCAAAGCUGCUUAUUGUAAGUCUUUAAGAAGCCGCUGUGCAUGUAUUUAAGCACUUAAUAAUAGUAGGCACAUGAUGUAUGGUAAUGCAAGCUUUAAACAGUGGAUUCAUUCACUCUCGAUUUUAAGAGGGAGAGUUAAAAUGUAUAUAAUUUAUUUGAUACGUCUGAGUUCUUCAGCACAUCACCAUCACUACAAAUAAGUAAAUAAAUGACCUGAUUACAAAAAAGUGAAAAUAUGAAAUAUAU